AUGAGCGAGCAGGAUCGUGGCCAGUCGGCUUGCUGUGCUCGAUCAGAAAUGGGAAUCGGUGGGCCAUCGGUAGCCGCGCUGCUGCUCUUGCUCUUUUCUUUGGGAGCAGAGUCGUCGAUGACAACUCCUUCGACUUCGAAGGAAACCUCAUUUGUCAACGCUGCGGAGAUCAACCGUGAGAUUUUGUCGAUGUCGGCGAGUCGCGAUGCGAUUCGUAGAAAAACGAAGGAAGCCGCAGGGAAGUUGGAUCAGUCGAAAGUAACGAUGGUGAACGCCGACGACAUGAGAGACCUGGAGAAUUUGGAGGACGUUUUGUCGGUCGUUGGGUACGAACCGCGAAGAAUUGGGAACGUGGGGAAACGAAAGGCCACGGACACGUUUAACAACACAGUUAACGAUCCUGGUAAGUAUAUCAAUUCUCCUCGACUUGUCGAUUUGCAAAAUGCUUCCUUCUCAGACAGGGUGGCUUCGAGAUCGAAGCAAGAUACACAGAAAGCGAUCGACUUGAGACCAAAAUCACCGAUCGAAGCAAGGUUAUCUAGACCUCGUUCACCAGCGAGACGAAACGAGAAGACGAAACUUUAUUCAACUAGAGAAAGUAGCCGUAAACGAGCAACGACGCGCGUGAGAGGCGAGGAAUCGGCCACCAGCACCACCGAAAAUUAUCCCCGGCAAUUCGCCGAAGUUCACGGGCCGACGAACAACGAAACUGGGAACAAAUCUAGGCGGCUAAGUUGGCGAACGAAGUUGGCCAAACCAUUGGCCAGCAAUCUCGCUGAGAGCCGAAAGGGCAAUUUAGAGAAGUUUGUCGGCGAAGAGGCAGCCUCGGAUGGGAUUCGUAACUUCGGCGGUAGAAAUAUUCAGGGGGACGACGCGAGAAUCGGCCAAGGAAACACUUUCCAACACACUGGAUCGAGUAGGGAAGACAGCAAGGACAGCAUCAGAACUUCCGAAUCUGAUGGCGCUCACAACAGCCCUGAAAUACCCGAAGAGAGUGGUUCUUUCGCCGAUCUGGAUAAUUCUUCCAAGAAGCAGGCAACCCCAUCGAGCUUCCAGCCUCACCGAGACGUCGAAAUUCCAGUCUCUAACUCACGUUCGAACAAUUACGUGUAUCAUCCGUCAUCGCUAAGCGCGGAAGAAACGCAAGAAAGCGUUGAAAAUGGCGAGAGUACGGAGGGGGAUGGAAAGUACGAGAACCAGCGAGAAGGUCGCCAGGUUGGAAAUCACGAUCUGAAGAGCCACGAGAACGAACGUGAGCCCGAGGGCGUGAAGAAGGAGGAGGAGGAGGAGGAGGACACUCGACACGCGGAGAAGUAUGACGUCAGAGCGGAGGAUGAUGUCGCGUCCGAUGGCUCGCACGACACCGAGCGUCACGAGGGUGCAGCGGGUCGGGGGAAGUUCGAGAAGGGCGGGGCGACGGAACGCGAGGAGAAGCACCGCGAGAGCGACGACGAGAAAGGGGAGAAGGGCUACGAAAGCUGGCACGAGCAAGAGAAAGCCAACAAAGGUCAUCACGACAAGGAACAACGGAGCAAUUACUACGACGAGAAGGAUGCCAAGCAGAAAGAGCAGAAGGAGGAGGGCGGAUAUCACGAGCAACACCAGGAAGACGAGAAAGGCGAGAAACAGGCGGAAUUCGACGAGAAGGGGAAACAUCAGAAGGGCUACAACACCAAGGGACAACACUUUGUCCACAAAAAGGACGAGUUCGAGAAACGAACCGAGUUCUUCGACGAGUCCCACGAAGACGGUGACGCGGAAAGCAACGGGGAAUUGUAUCACGAGGGGAAAAUGUCCAAGGGUGGCGACUACAAAGCAGGCCACCACGACGCCGGCGAUCACGAGCAAAUGUUUGGGAAAAAGAGCGAGCACGAGGAGAGUGAUCACCACCGCGAUGACAAAGGUCACGAGGUUAAAGAGGGCGAGGACAGCCAUCACGAACAAGAAAAUAUGCACGGUGAGAAGAAGAGUCAUCGAGAUGGAAAAGAAUGGACGUACAAGAAAAGCGACGGCGCGGAUGAACCUGACAAAAAGAAACACUGA
This is a messenger RNA of Heterotrigona itama, 2043 nucleotides long. The record is from the annotation of a GenBank genome assembly. Lineage: Eukaryota; Metazoa; Arthropoda; Insecta; Hymenoptera; Apidae.